CGCCGCGCGCCACCUCACCUGCCGAUCGCUCCCCGAGCGGCCAGGGGGCCCCGCGGAGGGGCCGCGCGGGCGCCGGCGCCCCUGGACUCUCCCGCCCGCCGCGGCAGCCCCGCCGGCGCAACUUUCCCUAGAUUCCUGCCGCCCAGCCCGGCACCCGGGGCUGCCGCCGCCUCGGCCGCCGCCGCCGCCUCACAAAGGGGCGCGGGGAGGGGAGGCGGCGCGGGCGGCGGGCACAGGCGCCGGGGCGCAGGGCGCGGGCCUCGGGCCGCCGGGGCCGGGAGACAAAAGGGGAACUGCCUCUGUCGGCCGUGCGGCUCGGAGCCGCCGGCUCGUCCGCCUCCCGCCCGGCUCCGCGAGCCUCCUGCUCCCCCCUCCCGGGGGCUGUCCCCGCAGAGCUCCGGGGCGCGCGUGUGUGGUUGUCGGGGCUCCAGCGAUAAUAAAUGAUAGAGGAUACGAUGACUUUGCUGUCUUUGCUGGGUCGCAUCAUGCGCUACUUCUUGCUGAGACCCGAGACGCUCUUCCUGCUGUGCAUCAGCUUGGCGCUGUGGAGUUACUUCUUCCACACGGACGAGGUGAAGACCAUCGUCAAGUCCAGCCGGGACGCCGUGAAGAUGGUGAAGGGCAAGGUGGCCGAGAUCAUGCAGAACGAUCGGCUCGGGGGGCUCGACGUGCUGGAGGCCGAGUUUUCCAAGACCUGGGAGUUCAAGAGCCACAACGUGGCGGUGUAUUCCAUCCAGGGCCGGAGAGACCACAUGGAGGACCGCUUCGAAGUUCUCACGGACCUGGCCAACAAGACGCACCCGUCCAUCUUCGGGAUCUUCGAUGGGCACGGGGGCGAGACUGCCGCUGAAUAUGUAAAAUCUCGACUCCCAGAGGCCCUUAAACAGCAUCUUCAGGACUACGAGAAGGACAAAGAAAAUAGUGUAUUGUCUUACCAGACCAUCCUUGAACAGCAGAUUCUGUCAAUUGACCGAGAAAUGCUAGAAAAAUUGACUGUAUCCUAUGAUGAAGCAGGUACAACAUGUUUGAUUGCUCUCCUAUCAGAUAAAGACCUCACCGUGGCCAACGUGGGUGACUCAAGAGGGGUCCUAUGUGACAAGGACGGGAACGCCAUUCCUUUGUCUCACGAUCACAAGCCUUACCAACUGAAGGAAAGAAAGAGGAUCAAGAGAGCUGGUGGUUUCAUCAGUUUCAAUGGCUCCUGGAGGGUCCAGGGAAUCCUGGCCAUGUCUCGCUCCCUGGGGGAUUAUCCACUGAAAAAUCUCAAUGUGGUCAUCCCAGACCCAGAUAUCCUGACCUUUGACCUGGACAAGCUCCAGCCCGAGUUCAUGAUCUUGGCGUCAGAUGGCCUCUGGGAUGCUUUCAGCAAUGAAGAAGCUGUCCGAUUCAUCAAGGAGCGCUUGGAUGAACCUCACUUUGGGGCCAAGAGCAUAGUUUUACAGUCAUUUUACAGAGGCUGCCCUGACAAUAUAACAGUCAUGGUGGUGAAGUUCAGGAAUAGCAGCAAAACAGAAGAGCAGUGAGCCCUUCAGGGUCUCAGCUGCCUUAGACUAAAGGACUUUCAACACACUGGUCUCUUUUAAUGUAGUGAAAGGUGUGGGAGUUGCAUUAGGGUCAUCCAUCCCGGACACGGGAUCCCCUCCCUGGCAGUCUUAGGUCUGUACGCAGUGAUAGACAGAGGGUGCUCUUGGCCAACGUAGUUGAGAGGCUGGAAAACGGUUUCUUCAUAUUUCCCAACUCUUUCAUCCAAUGUUUCAAAUAUAUAAAUAUCUAGCUGUAGAUUCACAUGUAUGACGUGAACGGCAUAUGUGCCAUAUAGUCUCCCUUUUAAGAUUCUCUUCAAGACCCUUGCGGCUCCCUCCGGGCAUCCGACUUUGUAUCCUCUCUUUGGGGCGGUGAGCAGGGCAGGCUCCCGAAGCGGCGGGGGCCAGGCCGCAGGUCACCUGUGAGUCGGGGCAUGUGGCCACGCCCUUGCCAAGGGCAGCUGUCUGAGGAUGCUUUGUCCUCCUGAGCCCAGGAUUUCUGCUCAGCAGCGGCCCAGACACAGAUUUGGGAUGGUUUAUUAUUCCGCGCCUGCUGUUGGAGACUGAGGGAAGUGGGGAGGAUGAGAGCCGCCUGCACAGCAGAAAUAACCUUUUUCCCUCCCUCCCUUUAUUAGUUAAAUAGACUUUGUGUACCUAACCCGACCAGUCUUUGUGCGUUUGUCCUAACUGUGCAUGACCUUAACCUUUGGCUUACCCUUACCUUAUGGACUAGGCUGCUCUUAACUUCACCAGCACCACGGGACACCAUGGUUUUUGUCUUUCAUCACCAAGAAACCUCUUAGGGGACGCGAAAAAAGCAAAUCACUGUACCACAAUUCCUUCCCUCUCUAAGGGCAGAUAGAGGAAAAUAAUGGCUGAAUGAGUCACAGUGCCCCUUGGGAAGUCUGCUGUUCGCACUGGGAGAGAGCUGGUGAGGUGACCCCCUUGCAGUGAGCUCCAGCUGCCAGUUUUUGUGCAGGUUUUUUUUCUCUCCUAUUCCAGUAGUUUUCAAGUGUCUUUCAAGCAGUCUUCUGAGGAGCUGCAGCCUGGAACUGCAUGUGUGUUCCUUGAAGCCGAGUACAGAGUUCCCAGUGCAGUUUGGAAUUUAGUGGUGAGCUACUGGGAUGUGCUUCUCCUGGACGAUAGACAGGCAGCAGCCUUCGACUUUUGGUUGCAAAUGACCGUCUGUACCAGGUAGCUUUCCCCAGGCAAACGCGAGCUGCCCUACACUGCCUGCCCUGCGUUCAGUGCAGCAAAGCUGGUUGGGGACUCAAGCUUGAACCUGUAUUGUUAAGCUGCCGGAGUUAUUUUGGGGCCAGGCUUGCUGUUCUCCAUUUCCUAUCACCAAAGUCAUGUUUUCAAUCUUAGUAUUUUAUAAGUUAAUUGACAGAAAUGCUGGGUCAUCCUGUUUGGCUGACUGAGAUAGCUCAAACAGCCAAAUAAGAUUUCCUUUGCAUUCCCAUCCUCUGUGUCUGACAUGCCAGGGUAUCCUGGUUUUGUUCUUUUUGAGUGGGCAUUUGUUGUUAUACUUUCUCGAAGGCCCCAUUUACUGGCCACCUCUUGCCCACAGUGCCCCUCCCCUGCCCUCCUUCAGCUGUGGAGCUUUCCAGAAGCAGCUUCCAGGAGAGCACUCUAGAGGAUGAAAAGAUUCUGUUGUGGCUACCAAGGACUGUUAGAUUCCUCCAAGCACUAACCUUUUCUUUGAUUGCAAUGAGAAUUAAUAAUGACUUCCCAAGAGAUUUGCUUACUUUUGUAAACUGUAACAUUAGAAUUUCCAAUAUUAGAACCCUGGUUAUUUUUUUAGCCAUAGAAUAUUCUAGUACAAGAUAUCUGCCGCCAUUUUAGAUUGAAGUGUUUGCCUAUUGAAAGACACUGAACGUUUGGAUGUGUGCAUUUGGG
Molecule: messenger RNA, 3422 nt
Organism: Diceros bicornis minor
Lineage: Eukaryota; Metazoa; Chordata; Mammalia; Perissodactyla; Rhinocerotidae
Gene: PPM1L
Product: protein phosphatase, Mg2+/Mn2+ dependent 1L
Exons: 4
Coding region: 441-1523 (360 amino acids)
Biological process (GO): positive regulation of canonical NF-kappaB signal transduction; protein dephosphorylation; negative regulation of canonical NF-kappaB signal transduction
Cellular component (GO): nucleus; cytosol
Molecular function (GO): cation binding; protein serine/threonine phosphatase activity
Source: RefSeq, a predicted model, not a curated record